GCCCCUCGCCCAUCAUUGUGCUCCACUGGUGGCAACAAAAGGUGACACAGAAGGUUGCUCCUUUCAACACCAAUAAAUGGACUCAAACUGCGUCCAAGGAGUGGAUGGUGUCGAGGAGUGCCUGCCGCUCAAAUCCAACGCGCAGCUCUUUGACUUUCGCCGAAGUCCGGUGCGAUGGAAUGAACUGGUUGAGCCAUUGGCGCCAAGAUGUAGGCCUCGACGGCUAGGUGAGGGAUUUGGGACGAUGUCCUUCAUGGAGCCACCUGGGCAGGAGUAUGAGUUCGAGGAGCAACGACCAGAGGUGCUUGUGUGCCACGAUCUAGCAGGAAACUACAGGGUGGAUCGUUUUGUUGAUGGAGCUGAGAAGUGGGAUGACUACAGAUUCUACCACUGGGCAGGAAUUGACUACUUCUGCUACUUCAGCCACAAUUACAUCACAAUCCCACCGCUACAGUGGAUCAAUGCGGCUCACAGGCACGGCGUUAAGGUCCUUGGAACGUUUAUCAUUGAGACACAUGCCGGGAAGAGUGUCCUGGAGGAGAUUCUGCAGUCUGAGGACUACAUGAGGCGCGUAGCAGAUGAGCUAGUCUUCAUCACAACGCACUGCCAAUUCGACGGAUGGCUCAUUAACAUUGAAUUUAGACUGGAGGAGGGAUUAGUUCCCAUGCUCAAACAAUUUGUGAGUUAUUUAACGGAGGAGAUUCAUCGGAAUGUCGGAGGGCUUGUUAUCUGGUAUGACAGCCUCAUUGAUAAUGGCAUGAUUGUGUGGCAGAAUGAAGUUAACGACAAGAAUAGCUCCUUCUUUGAAAUCUGCGACGGAAUCCUUCUGAACUACGGGUGGAAUGAGAAGAAUCUGGAGAACACUGAAGGGCUCAUCUCACUCAAAUAUCCCGGCAGGAAGAAGAAUGUCUUUGUGGGAAUUGAUGUCUUUGGCCGAGGGCAGGUGGCAAAGUUCAAGACACACGAAACCCUCGAGAUGAUCGCAAAGAGAGAUUUCAGUGUGGGCCUCUUUGCCAUUGGGUGGACAUUUGAGGCAAUGCAGGAGGAAUCUGUGGAUAUUUUCUCCCAGCGAGGUAACCCCGAGUGCAACGAAGCCUUCUUCCGGCGCAAUAAUCGCUUCUACUCAUCCUUCUGGACUAAUCUCUACACCAGCGGGCCGUGUGAGCUUCCCUUCUACACAUCCUUCUGCGUUGGAUCCGGGAUGGUGAGGCGAGAACUGGGGAUGGUGGUUUCCUCAUCGCCAUGGUUCAAUUUGCGUCUGCAGCAACCACAGAUGUCCACACCAAUUGAUCAUCCCUACAUUGAGCAUCACUUUGAGGAUAGCUUCGACGGUGGUUCCUGCCUGAGGAUUACCAGUGUCUCCCCACGAGUCUAUCGGCUCUUCUGCGUUGACUUCAACUGCACCAAUGACAUCCUCUUCUCAUUGGCAUUGAAGCGCAGCAACAGAGACAUUGAUCUGGACAUUGUCCUCUUCGUUGUUGAUGCAGCCACGGAAAAGCGCUGCAGAGUAGUCCUCUCGGAGGAUUUCCUGUACACAGAGAGGGUCACAUGGCCAGGAAAUUGCAGCAUGAAGUCUCUCGUGGAAGAGAACUUAAUGCACGUCCAGCAUUUUCUAAACAGAUCCAAUGAGAAGCACAUUCCCGUGAGGAAUGAUGUGAAUGGAUGGGAAACGAGAUUCUACUACUUGAGCUUUGAUUCCUCCAUCAUUGCCCACAUUGUUGAUAUUGGAGUCCGCAUAAGGGGUCAACCUUUUGGGGGUCACUGGAUAAACUUGGGCGCCAUCAGCAUUCACUCAGGGGUCAUUGGGAACCUCGAAUACGAAAAGAUCGAAACGCAGCAGUUUGUGUAGCAACGGAGGGCCCCAUCCACGUACAGGAAGAUCGACCAAGAAAGGAGAAAUUUAUAUACAUUGUACGCAUUUGAAAUAAAAAUAAUCUUGUAUCGAA
Lutzomyia longipalpis is the source of this 1946-nucleotide messenger RNA. It is a transcript of the gene ENGase, whose product is annotated as cytosolic endo-beta-N-acetylglucosaminidase. The transcript has 5 exons. Gene Ontology annotation, biological process: protein deglycosylation. Bases 77 to 1849 code for a protein of 590 amino acids. Gene Ontology annotation, cellular component: cytoplasm. Gene Ontology annotation, molecular function: mannosyl-glycoprotein endo-beta-N-acetylglucosaminidase activity. NCBI's taxonomy places the organism in Eukaryota, Metazoa, Arthropoda, Insecta, Diptera, Psychodidae. The record is from RefSeq and is a predicted model, not a curated record.